GCGAUCGCCAUGGAAACGCUGGCCCGCCCCGGGCCCGCCCCUGGCCCCCGGGUGACGGCGGCGGGGCCUGGACGCUGUUCGGAGGCUGUCCGCAGCCGCCGUUGAGUCCGCCGAUCUCCGUCCGCGGGCUGCGGCAGACAGGCCCCGACGUGUUGCCAUGGCUGAGGAAGCCGCCGCCGCGCGCUUCAGCGAGGAGGACUUUUACUGUCCCAUCUGCCAGGAGGUGUUCAAAACGCCCGUGAGGACUAUGAACUGCCAGCACGUAUUUUGCAGGAAGUGCUUCUUGACAGCUAUGCGGGAAAGUGGAACGCAUUGUCCUCUCUGCCGGGGGAGUGUGACUAAAAAAGAAAGAUCAUAUCCCAAAAGGGCUCUAGAUGUUGAAAACAGUAUGAAGAAAGCUUCCGGGGGCUGUAGAUGCUGUGAGAAGCAGGUUAGGUUUUCGUGGAUGAGACAGCAUUAUAAAACGUGUAAGAAGUAUCAGGAUGAAUACGGUGUUCCUUCUGUUAUUCCAAAAUUACAAAUUUCCCAGGAUUCAACAGGGAACAGCAGGAAUGAUGCAGUAUCAGCUAAUGGAGAGAUGGCUAAUAAUCAAAUGCGCCAAGGAAAUACAAGUGGACAUCCAACUUUCAAAUGCCCCUUGUGUCAAGAAGCCAAUUUUACCAGACAACGCUUGCUGGAUCACUGUAAUAAUAGGCAUCUUUAUCAGAUAGUUCCCGUAAUCUGUCCUAUUUGUGUAUCUCUUCCUUGGGCAGAUUCUAGCCAGGUUACCAGAAAUCUUGUUAGCCAUCUAAAUCUGAGACACCAGUUUGACUAUGGAGAAUUUGUGCCUGCUCUGGAAACUACUGAAGUAGACAUAGAUGGAGGAAUUGAUCAAGACAUCUUUGACAUCAAUGAAGCUCUAGGACUGGACCUUUUUGAGGGAGACAUCAAACUUGAUGGGAUAAAAGAACGAAACUCCAUCAUUGGUGACGAAUAUCGCUGGCCCCACGUCGUCCCCUAUGUCCUUGAUGAUAGCCUGGAAGUUAAUGCGAAGGGAGUCAUCCUCAAGGCUUUCGAACAGUAUCGACUCAAAACCUGUAUUGACUUCAAACCUUGGGAAGGAGAGGAGAAUUACAUAUCUGUGUUCAAAGGAAGUGGUUGCUGGUCCUCAGUGGGAAACCGGAAGCAGGGCUUGCAGCAGCUCUCAAUUGGAACCAACUGUGACAGGAUUGCAACAGUUGAGCACGAAUUCCUUCAUGCACUGGGCUUCUGGCAUGAGCAGUCACGGUCUGAUCGAGAUGACUAUGUGUCCAUCAUCUGGGACAGGAUUCAGACCGGUAGAGAGCAUAAUUUCAAUAAAUACGAUGAUAAAACAUCAGACUCUCUGAAUGUUCCCUAUGACUAUACAUCUGUGAUGCACUAUAGCAAAACUGCUUUCAGGAAUGGAACUGAACCAACCAUCGUAACAAACAUACCGUACUUCAUGGAUGUAAUAGGACAGCGGAUGGAUUUCAGUGAUUAUGAUCUCCAGAAACUGAAUCGGCUGUACAAUUGCUCCUCCUCCCUAAGCUUCAUGGACACAUGCAGUUUUGAACUUGAAAAUAUUUGUGGCAUGAUUCAAAGUCCAGAUGAUAACAGUGAUUGGCAACAUUUGUCUCACGUUCCUGCUGGGCCAAAUACUGAUCACACUAACAUGGGAGAAUGCGAAGAUUCUGGCUAUUUCAUGCAUUUCAACACCAGUGCUGUAGCAGGAGGAAGCACAGCUAUUCUGGAGAGCAGAAUUCUAUAUCCCAAAAGAGGCUUCCAAUGCUUGCAAUUCUAUUUCUAUAAUAGUGGAAGUGAAAGUGACCAGCUCUAUGUCUGGGUCAGGGAGUAUUCUGAUGCCCAUCCAAAUGGUACUUUGAGACUAAUUGAAGAGAUAAAAGGUUCACCUGUGAAUUACUGGCAGCUCCACCACGUUUCCUUGAAUGUCACGAGUAAAUUCCGGGUUGUGUUUCAAGGUGCGAGAGGAACUGGUUUGUCAAAUGGAGGUCUCUCUAUUGACGACAUCAACUUGUCAGAAACACAAUGUCCUCACCAUGUCUGGCACAUCAGAAACUUCACGGAUCUCCUCAACACAAGUCCUGCAGGGACAGAAGGAAAAAUAUACAGUCCACCCUUUUACUCUAGUAAAGGAUAUGCUUUUCAGGUUGGCUUGUAUGUAAAUGGUACCAAUGAUAACCCAUUUAAUUUAGCAAUAUACUUGCACUUGAUUUCUGGAGCAAACGAUGAUCAGCUGCAGUGGCCCUGUCCAUGGCAGCAAGUUACCAUGAUUCUGCUUGACCAGCAUGCUGAUAUUCGUCAACGGAUGUCAAACCAAAGAAGUGUAACAACAGACCCUCUGGAAUUAUCAGAUUCCUCACCAAAUUAUUUUUGGGAUAGGCCAGAUAAAGUGGGAUCAACAGCUUCUUUCCCAAAUGGAACUACAUUCAUGAGAGGUCCAGGACGUGGAACAAAUGCAUUCUUAACUCAUCAGAGACUUACAAGCCGUGACUUUAUUAAAGAAGGUGGUGUUUAUAUUCUUUUAACAACGGAAGAUGUAUCACAUCUAGUAUCAGCUCAGCCAAGCGUGUCACCCACCACUACUGCAAAUACUUCUGCUGUCAGUACUGUCAGACCUACCUCUAUUGCCACCACCACCACCAGGCCCACUGCCACCACCAGGCCCACUGCCACCACCAAGCCCACCAUCACCACCAGACCCACAGAUAGACCUACUGCUACCAAAACACCCAUCACAACAUCCCUUGUGACCCUGACUGAAGAGCCAGAGACGGAUACACCAGAGGCCUGUCUAGACAACCCUUGUGAAAAUGAUGGUGUCUGCAUUAUUGUAGAUAGAAAAGCAGUGUGCAGAUGUCCAGCAGGGAAUAACUGGUGGUACAUGGGGGAAAAAUGCGAAAGGAAAGGCACAACUCAAGAAAAUACCAUAAUUGCUGUUUCUUCGACCAUAACAGUAUUCGUUGUUAUGCUUAUUGUCACUGUCACAACUGUGGUGUGUCUUAAAAAGAAAUACAGCAAAGGAGAAGGAAAGCAAAAAGAAAAAGUGGAGAGCCUGACUCUCGAAGAAAAUAAAACAUCGUUCUGAAGAUAAUACAGUCAAGUAUCAAAGACAUAAAAUGAACAUCACUGGAAAACCUAAACUAUCAUCAUUCUUCCUGAUACUUUUAUGUCAGCUGUCAUGAUAAAGGUUUGUAAAGUCCGGAAAAUAAUGCAUCCCCUCUGAAAAUAUGGUUUAUAAUAAAAUACUGUGCUAACAUCUA
Messenger RNA from Phasianus colchicus (ring-necked pheasant), 3281 nucleotides. NCBI's taxonomy places the organism in Eukaryota, Metazoa, Chordata, Aves, Galliformes, Phasianidae. The record is from RefSeq and is a predicted model, not a curated record.